UGAUCGCCUCGAUCCAUUGUGCAGCGUGGAAAUUUAGAGGUGCACGGACCACAGACCAGCUGAGUCGAAGCCACCUUUUGACUCGACUCGACUCGAUUCGCUUUGACUCGAUUUGUAUUGAGCCGCGUGUAGCUUCCGUCUGGACUGAUACAGUCGAUCGGUACAAAGUCAGAUACUUUCCCUCGACCUCGACUCUCCGCCCCGAACAUUCGUACAUCGGUGCGAAGAAGAGCAUGAGCUCAACCACGCCCGCUCCCGCUCCUUCUCACACCUCCACGUCGAAAGUGAAGCAGCUGCAGCUCCCUUCCGUCUUCCACUUCGAGGGAUGGGAGAUCCGCUACAGACUCUCCCGGAGCAGUGGUAGUGCAGCUUCCAAAGAGGCAGCUACAGAUGCAGCGCAGGCCGCUAGCACAGGUGCAGGUGCUGAGCCCCUCGUCUUCGUCCACGGCACGCCCUGGUCCUCGGCCGUGUACGGACCGGUGAUUGAAGCACUGCAGGCGAAGGACGGCGGUAAGGGAGCAUCGGCAGGCACGGGCCGUACGAGCCUUGUGUAUGACCUUCCAGGGUAUGGACAAUCCCAGAAUUUCCAGUCAUCGCUUCGCGCUCUGGCUGCCACCUCGGCAGGAACAGGCGAGACUUCCAGUGUCCGGCCUGCCUUCGUGGGCGAUACAUCCGUUCGUCUCCAGGCAAGAGCGCUCGCUGCCCUCCUCAAGCACACGAAACUCGACGGAGCACCCAGCGAUGCUCUUCCUCCGCUGGUGAUCGCUCAUGAUAUCGCUGGCACCAUCGUACUGCGUGCGCACCUCCUCGAGGGUUGCGCCUUCUCCCGCAUGCUCCUGGUAGACACAAAUACGAUCCUGCCGUGGGGCGAUGGCUUCUACAAGCUGUUGCGCUCCGAGCCUGGUCCAUUCACGCGGCUUCCAUCGCCCAUAUUCGAGGCGAUGUUGCGUGCGGUGAUUAGGAGUGCUUGCUACAGGGGGGAGGCGCUGAGCGCAGAUGGGGGAGCGGGUAGGUGGGAAGACGUUCUUGCUCAACCGUGGCUUCCGCACCCGGAGGACACAUCAUCGCAAGAUGGACAGCACAGGCAGCACAGCUUCGUCCGCCAAAUCGCCCAAGCCAACGACGCCGACGUUGCCGAGCUCUUCGCUGCAGACAAAGGAGGAGGAUACAGCAAUGUGAACUGCGAUGUCACGGUCCUCUGGGGCGAGGAGGAUCAGUGGAUCCCGCGCGACAAGGUCGAGACAUUUAUUGGGAUGCUGGGGGAGAGAUGCAAGCGCAAGGUGUUUGUGCCGCGGGCGGGACAUUUGCUGAUGCUGGAUCAGCCGGAGGUGUUUCAGAGGGAGGUGCUCGAGUGGUUGGAAGUGGAAUAGAAUGGACCGACGGAGCAGCGAGGGUAUGAUAAUGUACAGUAAAGGGUUCCAAGGAUGUGGCUGAUCGAAUGUAUACCCAUCGACUUGUCCGCCUUGCGCCGCUCAUCGGCUCUUACCCAAGUCCCACUCUCUCACCGAACCUUUCGGUGCGUACUUUGUAUCGAGCGCCGAAGAGCCCACUGCAGUUGCCUCCUUCUCCUCAUUGUCCGCUUUAGACCGAUGACGGUGAGAGCUGCGUCGCCUCCGCUCAGGUGACGCACUCCGCGACCUUGAAGCAGACCUGUU
Messenger RNA from Microstroma glucosiphilum, 1655 nucleotides. Its product is annotated as alpha/beta-hydrolase. Bases 234 to 1370 code for a protein of 378 amino acids. The transcript has a single exon. The record is from RefSeq and is a predicted model, not a curated record. Lineage: Eukaryota; Fungi; Basidiomycota; Exobasidiomycetes; Microstromatales; Microstromataceae.